This is a messenger RNA of Dendroctonus ponderosae (mountain pine beetle), 1854 nucleotides long. Its product is annotated as mitochondrial import inner membrane translocase subunit TIM44. The record is from RefSeq and is a predicted model, not a curated record. Bases 295 to 1563 code for a protein of 422 amino acids. NCBI's taxonomy places the organism in Eukaryota, Metazoa, Arthropoda, Insecta, Coleoptera, Curculionidae. Gene Ontology annotation, molecular function: protein-folding chaperone binding. The transcript is spliced from 5 exons. Gene Ontology annotation, cellular component: mitochondrial inner membrane. Gene Ontology annotation, biological process: protein import into mitochondrial matrix.
GGUAAUAACUGGUAAUAACAUCAAAUGUCAGAUUCCGGCUUUUUAUGUGCGAUUUACGCACGUCAAGAAAUCUAGUGAAAACCUUUCCUAAAUAUCCACAAUGAUUAUUUAACAAUUACUUUUAUCAGUUUCUAUUAGUUGAAAGGUUACUUAUUGUUAAAUUGUUCUUUAAUUCCCAUUUUUCUCACCACUAUCCGCUACGGGCAUUUUGAGGUUAUCUAGCAAGGUCCAGUGAUCAAAAACGUGCGAGCUAUCGUAAAGAAUUAUCGCAACCUCAAGGCAACUUCCGGUAAAAUGCAUCAAAUUAGCAAAUUGUUUAUUCACCAAGCUGCUCGAAGCGCGCGGAAUGGAUGGAAUGGGUUUCGCCAUUACUCCAAGGAGCCCCAAAAGCGGCCCACCUUCCUGUCCAGACUAUAUGAUAAUUUCCGCGACGAAAUGGCCAAAAACAAGGAGAUGAAGGAGUCGCUGAAAAAGUUCAAAGAGGAGGCUGAAAAAUUGGAGCAAAGCGAUGCAUUGAAAGCCGCACGACAGAAGUUCGAGUCAGUGGAAAAGGAGGCGUCCAAAAGCAGCGAUGUAUUCAAGGAGAAGUUAACCAGCAUCAAAGGCAAGGUGCAAGAGGCGAUAGACGAGGCAGGCAAAUCGGAAAUAGUGAAAAAAGCCGGAAAGCUCAGCGAGGGGAUAUCAAAAACUACGCAUUCUAUUGGGGAAAAAGCGCAAGGCAUUGGCAAAACCGGUGUCUUUCAGAGCAUCAGCAAAGCCACCGAAGCGGUGAAGGAGGAAAUGGAUAGCGAUAGCAUGCAAGGCCGAGUCUAUGUCAGCCCAAUAAAACUGAGGAAAAGGAGUGAAACUUCCGCAGUGCAGAAUCAAAAGUACUACGAAGCGAACGCCGAAGCAACAGGAGUGGAAUUGCACAAGGAUUCAAAGUUUUAUCAGUCCUGGCAAAACUUUAAAGACAACAAUCCCUACGUUCACAAAGUAAUGGACUGGAAGUUGAAAUUCGAGGAAAGCGAAAACCCCGUGAUUAGAGCCUCAAAAGUUUUAACGGAGAAAGUCGCCUAUGUUAUGGGGGGGCUGUUCCAGAAGACUGAACUUUCAGAGACUUUAACUGAAAUCUGCAAGAUUGAUAACAGUUUCGACACGAAGCGCUUCUUGAAACAGUGUGAAACUGAUAUAAUUCCCAACAUUCUCGAAGCCAUGACCAGGGGCGAUUUGGAGGUGCUGAAAGACUGGUGCCAUGAAGGUCCAUAUAAUCUGUUUUCAAUUCCCAUUCAAGAGGCGUAUAAAAAGGGCUUCAAAAUCGAGUCUAAAAUCUUGGAUAUAGACAAUGUGGAUCUGGUAAUGGGCAAAGUUAUGGACCAAGGACCUGUUCUCAUUAUAUCUUUCACCUCGCAACAAAUGAUGGUUUUUAAAGAUGUAGAAGGCAAUGUGGUGGAUGGAGACUUAGAUAAAAUAAUGAGAGUCACCCAUGUGUGGGUUCUAUGCAGGGAUAUCACAGAAACCGAUCCCAGAGCGGCGUGGCGGCUGCUUGAUCUUUCAGCAAGCAGCAACGAACAGUUUGUGUGAUUGGUCCUCUCUCAACCAGCACCAUUAAACGGCAAUUCUUAAUUAGAUAAGGGCGAUUAGGAGUUUGUCUUCUUGUUUUUUGUUAAUAAGACAAACUGUACUCGAUGUACAAACAAACAAACAGAGUGAAUUAUGGCUGUUUGGCUAAGCCGGACGAAAAGUGAAGAUCUGAUCGGCAUUAUUUCAGAUUUCAGGUCGGUCAGCGAUCGUGGCCAAAAUAUAUCCGGGUGUACAAUUUGUACAAUUUAUUGUACAGAUUUAAAGUAAUAUAUACUUUUAUAGAAAAACGAA